Molecule: messenger RNA, 7872 nt
Organism: Micropterus salmoides (largemouth bass)
Lineage: Eukaryota; Metazoa; Chordata; Actinopteri; Centrarchiformes; Centrarchidae
Product: cardiac-enriched FHL2-interacting protein-like
Exons: 3
Coding region: 359-6652 (2097 amino acids)
Biological process (GO): positive regulation of calcineurin-NFAT signaling cascade
Cellular component (GO): Z disc
Source: RefSeq, a predicted model, not a curated record
CCUGCCACUCGACACCCACUGGUUAUUCCAAUGUGAGCGAGCUUGCUGCGGCCUGUGUUGCUGCUCAGUUUGGCCACAACGACUUGUGCAUCUAUUUUGGUAUCUUCUGAGCUCGCUACCAGGACCCUGGCCACACCAAUGCAUUUGAACAUGGAUCCGAGGGCUUGACUCACCUUGUCUAGAUUGGUUGCCGGUUACACUCAGCAUGAAAGACCCAUCAGCAAGGAAGUUUACAUAUCCCACCACUUACCUAAUGUCAACCUGAGCUGGAAGAAAGCCAAAGGAUCUGUGGGGCUGCAGCAGCUGUAGAGGAGGCAAGACAGGUGAUGCACGAGACAGAAAGAAAGUUGUUGACAUCAUGAACUGUGUGGAAAAGCGACACAUGAGCCAUCGGGUGGGGAGCAUGCUCCACCAUCGCUUCCCCAACGGCUUCGCUGACUUGUUAAUGGACGAAACUGAUCGCGAGGUCAGCACUCUCACAGAUCGAGCCUUCCGAAGUCUCUGCGUUGGAGAUGACGCAGUUUACAAUGAUGAGUUCUUGUAUGGAUACUCACCUUUCAGCUGCCACAAACCUUUGGUGGGGGAGCCUCUUAAAAAGACUCAUCAUAAGGAAUCUAAAAAGCAAGGGCAAAACAAAAAUGACAAAAAUUAUGCCCAGCCGUGGAAACAGCAGCAACAGAAGAACAUAUCCCAGAUGUCAUCUUUCCUCAAGGCAUUAAGUGCCACAGAGGAAAGCUGCGAGGGCAUGUUAAUCACAAAUGGAUGUAUGACAGACUCUAAGGGGGAAUCAUGGGAUAAGUCCGCACUACGCAGCAUCCAAAGAGAGCUAUCGGAAUUCUCCUCGGAUUAUAACACCAAUCUCACAGAUGGACAUUACAACAACCAUCAUCGACAUAAGUCCAGUGAUGGUUCAUCAAACAAAACACGCAAAGAUGUUGCCCUUCCCUCAGGGAAGUCCUCAAAGAUUAAAAAUGGGAAAUCCACUGUCAAACUAAGGAAACUAAACAUCAAAAACUUUUUCCUCCACAGUGAGUUUAGCCCUUUCCAAACAUGGAGAGAUUUUAACCAGUUCCCUUUUGGCCAAGAGGACACAGUUCUUACCACAGAUAAUAUCCCUAAAUGGUAUGACAUGUCUUUUUACAAGGAGCUGACAGAGGCACACAAAAAAGAGACUCUGCAUAUAGAGGAGCUGCAGUUGUGCCAGAAAGCUGCAGUGGAGCCCCCUCCUCCCACUGCUCCUAAAACUAUCCCUCCCCCUCCUCCGCCGAAGGUCCUGCCAAAGCCCUCAGUUACUCCUGCUGAGAAGAGGUGCUCAUCAGAUGGAGGGGACGGGAGGGCUGCCCCCUGGCGGCGCAACAGGUCCAGGGCAAAAAGUGUGAUUCCAGUCAAUCAGCCUGGGAUUCGUCCUCGGGUUACAAGUUCAAAGGCAGUGGAUGAAAGUCUUUUGUUGGGCAAAAAAGAAGCCAGAUCUGUGGAGGUGAAAGCAGUUGAGGAAAUCAGCUCUUUGGCGUCUACUCCAUUCAGCAUCUGCCACCUGAUGACUCCCCUCAUUCCCUCUAGACAGCCGACAGAAACAUCCGAAAUUCUCCAGGCCGUCCUCUCGCCCUCUGCCCUUGACCUUUCACUAAGGCCACACUCUGAAGCCAAACUGACCCCUGAACCUCCAGUCAAGCGGGACAGCUACAAAUCACUUGCCUCUAGCAUCCUCUUCAACCUCAAAGACAACAGGAAAAGGGUGAAAAGCCGUUACAGUCCACCUAAAUUCAAAACUUCAGAAGCUCCUGAGGGUGGCACCCUUUCUCCACAAUCAGAUUAUCUGAAAUAUCCACAAGCUGGCUCUGAGGGCAAUGAGUCUGGCUUCAACACUCCUGCCAUUUUAAAAGAUGGACAGACAGUUUGCAGUCCUGUUUUGGAAUCUAACAGCACCCCAACAGUUGGUCUUACUAAGCAUGAUACUGACAGACCUCUUUCAGAUGAUUAUUUGUUAUCAAAUCUACUGCAAACCAAAAGGGAGGCUACAGGUAACAGUGGUCUUGGUGAGGAGGUCUCCCCUUUUGUACACUUAAAAAAGACCAAGAGUCAAACAGCUAAAAAGCAAAACUACCCCUCUCUAAAUUUGUACAAGAAAGCCAGCCCUGUUGACAGUGAUAUGAAAUAUCCUGUGAGCACCGGUGCUCCUAUACACACAGACCAACCAACUGAGACAAAUAAAGUUUCACCGCUCAUACUAAACAAAGAACUCUCUCCAAAAGCACUGCCAACAACCACAGGGCUUUCACCAAAUACUUUAAAUGUCAACAAAGAUCAUUCACCCCGUGCACUUGAGAAAGAGGGGUCUUCAUCACAUGUGCCAGUAGGGAAAAGACCACCAAAUGUAACAGACAAAGCAAAACGACCUACGAAAGACAUAAAAGAAAAAGACUUUGGAGCACAGCCUGUUAGUUCUAAGGGAAAAGAUACUAGUGGCCAACCCAUAAGUACACUGAAUGUGAUCAGAGCAGCAAGGGAAGCAAUUACAGCAGCCAAAAAUAAAGCUCUAUCUUCAGCUCAGUCAGAUAGCAUCAAUAAGCCCAUUUCAGACAUAGAAGAACUGAAAGACAAAGAAAUAGAUAAGAAGAUUUACAAUGUUUCAUCUCAAAGUAGAAAUGAAACAACCAGUGCAACACCGGUUGGCAAAAAAGACAAUGUUAAAAAAGAGCCCCCACCAGUUCCCAAGAGAAGCUUUGCUAAAUCUGAUGUUCCACACUCUCUUGACAAGCAGCAAACACAUAAUGUUGACAAAGUCACUAAUGGUGAUUCAGGGGAUGUAAAACUAGAGCCACCAAAAGAAAAUGAAUCUGUCCAGAAACAGGGUAAACUCAAACACAUAUUCUCAGCCAGACAGAAUAAUUAUAUAAAAUGUCAGAGAUAUGUAGAGACAGGCGAUGAACAUGGAGAGGAGUUUGAGGAAGGCGAUCUGAAAGUGAACCCAAGAAUGGAGGCCGAUGAGGAGGUGAAGUCACUCAGAGAAAUGAGAGACAGUGAGCACAUAAUUAAUGAUUUGCAUGCUUUGAAAGAGCUAGAGAGAGCAAGACUUGGCGAUUGUAUUCCUGAGAACUCGAAGAACAAAUUAGGUGUUUUGGACAUAGAUGAGGAGACGAGGGCUAAGAAUGAUUUGAUCUCGAGGGAGCUAAGGAAUAUUAAGAAGGGAAUGCUGUCUAUGCGAGGGAACACAUGGGCUAAGAGAGAACUAUUUGCUAAUAAAGAGAAGGAGAAGAGCAAGCAGGAGGCUUUCACAAAAAUUGACAGUAAUGUCAUAGUAAACAAAGCGCUUAUAAAUGACAAUUAUGACAAAGCCAAAAUGGCACUUGAAGAGAUCAUCUCAGAAAGGCAGAUGAGAAAGAAUAAAUUCACAGAGGAUGAUGCAAAUCCAAUAUUUGAUGAGAAUGCUAGUGAUGAAAGUUAUGUAAGGGUACAGCAACGUAAAAAAGCUAUGAAAGAUUCUAUGACAGAGGCCAAGGAAAAACAAAAUGGCGGCACUAAUACACUAAAAGAGAAAGAUUUAAAAGAGAGGUUAGGUGAUCUGAGAGACCACAAUCACUUGAGAGAGAUUCUGUCGCAAACUGAACCUAGACUUAGCGAGAAAUACAGAUCAGGUGAAAGGACAGUGCUACCCGGCAUGGACAAGAUUGGCAAUGAGCUAAACGUGCUCCUGAAAACUAAAGCUAAACAUGUUAAUGAUAAACUAACUGAUAAACCUAGCUAUGGACCAGAAGCGGUGAAUUUGAGACCUAUGGUGAGACAUAUAUCUGAAGAGAGCAGAGAAAAUCUGAUUAACCAAAAUGAAGGCAAGACGGGAGAUGCUCCUCCUGUUCCUCCUAGGAGCAAAAAGGGAGGGACUAUAGGAGAUGGAAGUGUUACUAAAGAGACAGAUAGUUUGAAAGAUGUAGUAAAGGAGGAUAUCUUUAACAAAGCUGGACAUUUUGAAAAUGGUGAGGUACACUUAAAAGAAAUGAGUCGUACAGGCUCAGAAAAGCAAGAAGCAUAUAGUGACCUGUCCAUAAUAGAAGCCAUGCCUGAUCAAACCAGUUCUGAUAAAGAGAGGUGCGAUGUGGUACAAAAAGCAAAUUCAAAAUCCAUUACUGUAACUGAUACAGUAAAAUGUAAGUCCAUUUCACCUUUAAAAUCCCCACAAUCUGAAAGUACAUUGUGUUUAUCACCAGAGUUUAGAGGAAAUGAAAAUAAGGCAAAUAACUUGAAAGCAGAUAUCAGCCCCACAAGGGAAGUCACGUUUGAAAACAGCAAUUCCAGGGCACAGGAAACAAACAAGGUGAAGCGGAAGGCUCCUUUAAAACCAGACCAUUUAAACACACCAGAUGAAAAUGUAACUGGUGAGGAAAUAAAUGUGGAUGCGGAGGCUCUCAGUGAAAUCCCCAGGCAUAUAAUAUCACCCUUACUAUUGGUAAAUGGUAUAAGCAUCAAUCAGAGCCCACCUGAUCAAGCCAGCCUGUCCUCAAAAUCAUCAUACUUCUCUGUAGAGAGUGCACUGCACAGAAAUACUGAGACAGAGUCAAAUGUUUACCACUCUCUGGAGAACCUGAUUGGAGAGGUGGAGGAGACUGAUGAGGUGACAUGGAAUAUUUCACAAAACACAAAAGAGGAUUUGGACAGGACAGAAGUGGAAUAUUAUUCUUUAAGUGAUCAUGAAAGUGAGCCGGAGGUUGUAAAGCGACUGGUAAAAUCUCCUCAAAAAGAAACAGAAGUACCGUACAAGGACAGCAAAGAAAGAGAAAAUAGCACCACAGAUCAAAGCUUAACUUAUGAUGAACAUAAUCAGACACCAAUGUCACCCUCUAACAUGUUCUCACAAACUAUGGGGAUCCCUGCCCUAUUUAAGGUCAAAGACAACACUUUCAGUAAUAAGUUGAAGAAGACCGUACAACCUUGGUCACCAAGAGGGGGUGUGAGUGCUUCAGAGAGGGGACUGAAGGAGUUAGAAGAAGGAAAGGAGAAUGCAGAGCUCCUUCCGACUAAUGAACCUGCCACCAGUGGUAGCACACCAAUCCAAGAUGAAAUCUUCAAACCUAAAGAGAUUUCAUCAAACAGUUCACCUACCCUGCUGCUGCUGUCUACUUCAAAUCUGCCAAGUGAAAACCCAAAGAAACCACAAGUUGGAGGGUUCCUUACUGUUCCGCAGGAGGAAGACAGAUUGUCUGGGUUGAGUCCGUCAUCUGAAGGCAUGGAGAGCUUAACAACAAGCACAGCUGACACAGCUGAUGAGAUGGGAAUAAAUGCUGGAAUGCUGCUUGAGCAUGAAGUGUCAAAGGUUCCCAGUGAACAUUCGGGGUCCACCUGUAGUGGUAAUGAAAGCCAAACAGGACUGCCCAAACCACCGGCUGUCUUACCCAAAUCUGAAAAGGCUGUCCUCAAAGCCAUUAAGCUGGCAAAUAGGAGGAUGAAGAAAGAGGAGGCCCAGAAGUCCCCCCACAAGUCGUCUCAAAGCAGCAGCAAACACAGAGUGGAUAGACACAAGAGUGACAAAGCUGAGCACAGAAGCAGCAGCAGUAGAAACAGCAAGAGCAACGAGAAAAAACACAGAGAAAAGAUUGAAGAUGGUCAUCGUCACAGUGAAAGUCACCAUGGCAAAAACAGUGAUGAUCGGAUUGAGCAACUACUCCAUGAAAUAAGAGGCCACAACAGUGAAAACCACCUCCAGGACAGAACAGACAUGAGCCACAAGACUCGGAGACAGAGCCAUGAUUCAGUGGAAAGCAAUAAACCGAACAAUGAGGCACUACCCAGUGUUGCAACAGAAAGGCAAGGCCGCAGCAGCAACAGACAUGUUCGAGAUAAGCCACAGCAAAGACACUACAGUAGUGAUAGGGUCAUCAGUAAUGUGCCAGUGUACAAAGCUCACGUCGGCGAGAGACCCACAUCGGACAGGCCGAUCCACCGAUCACAAAGCAUUGAUAGGUACUUAGGAGAUAAAGUGGAGCGCAGGCUCAGCGCCGAUACGUUGGUCAAUGAGAAACUUGAUCCAAGGACACAGCGCAUUGAGAAGUCCAUCAUGGACGAGCUCCAGCAGAGAGGCCGAGCCAGAGACAAGGCGAGCAGAGACAACCCAUUGAGAAGGAGUCACAGUAUUGAUGCGUACAGCUCUGAAGUACCUCACCCAUCAACCCUAUCCCGCCAGUCAAGCCAAACCAGCCAGCUUUCUCGCCAGUCCAGUAUUGAGCAUGCCAUUGUUACACAGUCCUUUCCCAUGACCCAACGAAAGCUCCUGCAGGAUCCAGACUCUGGGCAGUACUUCUUUGUAGAUAUGCCCAUACAAGUCAAGACAAAAACUUUCUUUGAUCCUGAAACAGGGAGUUAUGUGCAGUUGCCAGUCCAGCCGCCAGAGGGUGCCGUUCCUCAGGCAUCCCCCUUGGAGGUUUUGACCCCACCUCUGGUUGUUUACCACAGCUUUGUCCCGGUGCCUCUGUCUCCCAUGGCUCAGAGUGCUUCCAUCCAAGCCCCUCAUAUGACGCCAGAGGAGUUUGAGAAAAGAAACCUGGAAAGGUCGAGGCAAAUGCACUGCAAGGAGAGACAUCCAUAUUUAGAGCCUGUGUGUGGUCAACAUGACCACAUGUUAGGAGAGUUUCUAGGCACUGAGGAGCUGGACUGUCCAAGCUGAUAGGCCAUGCGGUUUAAAAGGAAAAAUCCCCCCUCCGCUUAUGCUGUUUGAUAUCACCAAAUGGUGGUGGUCAUUGCAUUCCAGGGAUUAUUUUGUGAUCAAGUGUUGGAAGUUCUUGUUUUGGUGUUUCCACCUUCACGCUACGUAGUCUACUUUUACUCUAGUUAGUGACUUCCUACAUGUGGCACAGGGAUUUUAAGCGAGCAGCAUUUCAUUGAUGAAUUCUCCUUGUUUGAUUGUUGAAUGCUGGUACAAGAUGGCAACUCUAGAACAAAGCCCUUGAACUUCUUCUACUGUUUUACACCAUUGUAGCUGCGAUGGAGAUAUUUCAAAGUGAUGUUUGGCCUAUUAUACACAGAAUAAGAAAAAUACACCAUGAGCAACUAAAUGGACCCAGAAAUGCAAGGUACAUCGCCAAUAUGCAUUUAAUUUUGAACAGUGUUAAAGUGUUUCCGGGUGGAUUUUUCCUUCAAGGUUAAGGGUCUGAUCCUUGUAUUGCUUUACUUGCCGUUACUCACAAGAGACAUAGAAGCUGCGCAGGCAGGUAAAAUGAAGCUUCCGAAGCCUCAACCUGUUUAGUAAAGAGAAUUGAGUUUGACUUGGGUGUAAACUUUAUUACUUUGUGAAUGAAUGAAUGUGGGUUAAUGGAUAAAUAUGUGAAAUUUCUGAGAAAGAUAAGUGACAUGGACGAUCCAUGUCCAUAAUGUAUUUAAGUGUACACAGAGAGGAUAAGCUUGAAUGUAAAUGUGGACUAUUUAUUGUAAAUGCUGAGAGUUUGUGAUAUACAUCUACAGUGAUAUCCGGGGCUUCACUACUUUUCAGGUAUUGUGGCGUUUUGAUUUAUUACCUUUUGUUGCCUUGAGAUUCUUUUUCACCAGACAGUUUGCAGUCACUUAAGUUAUCAUUACAGAAACAAACGGAAUUCAUUCAAAAAGUUUUUGGUUUGUAUGUUACUGAUUUCCGCUGAACAUGUCCACACAACUAAAUUUUAAAAACAUUUUGCAUGCUAAAGUUGAAAUUGCAGUUACACAUGUUGAGCGUGGUUGAUACAACACACAUUUCAUUAAUACUGUAUUAAAGCUUGAACUGGCAUUAGUGCAAUUAAUGUUUUUAAUAUGCAGAGGACAUGAAGGAGAAAUAAUUCUGCAAGUUUGUUGCAUUGGACUUUUUCCUGACUAGAAUAAAGCAGGGCUGUAUUGUGUCUGUGAUCCAUUCCAAUA